Messenger RNA from Nanorana parkeri, 1677 nucleotides. RefSeq names its product cytochrome P450 1A1-like. Gene Ontology annotation, biological process: hormone biosynthetic process; progesterone metabolic process. NCBI's taxonomy places the organism in Eukaryota, Metazoa, Chordata, Amphibia, Anura, Dicroglossidae. The record is from RefSeq and is a predicted model, not a curated record. The coding region runs from base 1 to 1677 and encodes 558 amino acids. The transcript is spliced from 8 exons. Gene Ontology annotation, molecular function: iron ion binding; oxidoreductase activity, acting on paired donors, with incorporation or reduction of molecular oxygen, reduced flavin or flavoprotein as one donor, and incorporation of one atom of oxygen; steroid 17-alpha-monooxygenase activity.
AUGAAUGGCACCGCUACACCCCCUCCCACCCUAGAACGCAGGCAGGGUAGGAUUAAGCGGUCCAGUGUGUUCAUGCCAUGGGACUGUGAGAUGAAUGCACUGGAUGGUGUGAAUGGGCCCUCAUUGAGGUGUCACAGCUUCUCCUUCUUCUGCAGGAGAGAGAGGUCAGCUACCUUGCCUUCCUCCCAAAACCUUUUCUUGGAGGAGCUGCUGGGCAUCAGGAGAGACAUACUGUGGUCACACAAAAGGAGAGCACUUGCCUUGCCAGGCCCAUGGUCACUGCCUAUUAUAGGCAACUUCUUUCAGCUUGGAGAUCAAGCUCAUAUAUCUCUUACUGAGAUGAGGAAAAUAUAUGGAGAUGUCUUCCUCAUCAAAUUGGGCAUGAUGCCUGUUGUUGUUGUAAGUGGCUCUGACACAGUGAGAAAGGUUCUUGGUAAACAAGGAGAGCAUUUUGCAGACAGGCCAAAAUUCUAUUCUUUUUCCCUGCUGGCCAACGGACAAAGUAUGACUUUUUCAGAGAAGUACAGUGAGGCCUGGAAAAUACAUAAGAAGAUAAUGAAAAAUGCUUUAAGGUCUUUUUCAAAAGAAGAGGCCAGUUCAUCAAACUGCUCUUGUCGCCUUGAAGAAUAUAUUUCUGCUGAAGCAUCAGAGCUUGUUAACAGCAUGACUCAACUGUCAAAAAAGCAGGGAAGUUUCAACCCUCUCCCCCUUGUAACAAUUACCGUUGCUAAUGUUGUGUGUGCUUUGUGUUUUGGUAAGAGAUAUAACCAUCAUGACAAAGAGUUUCUCCAAAUCAUCGAACUCAAUGAUGACCUCCAAAGAUUGUCAGGGGCUGGACUUCUAGCAGAUUUUAUCCCAGUUUUCAAAUAUUUGCCAUCCUCCGCCUUAAAUGAACUGAAGAAAUUCAUAGGAGCUUUGAAUGAUUUCAUUGCUAAAUCUGUACAAGAUCACUAUGAGUCACAUGAUGAGAAUAAUAUCAGAGAUAUAACAGAUGCCCUGAUCCAGCUCUGCAGUAACAGAAACAAUGAGGAUAAACAUCACAAACUAACUGAUGAACAGAUCAUCAUCACUGUGAAUGACAUAUUUGGUGCAGGAUUUGACACCAUAUCCUCUGGACUACUGUGGUGUAUGCUAUACUUAUUGAAGUAUCCUGAGAUACAAGAUAAAAUUCACAAGGAAAUAGAUGAAAAUAUUGGAAUCAGCAGAUCACCAAGAUUUGACGAUAGAAAAGCUUUGCAUUACACAGAAGCAUUUAUCAAUGAAGUCAUGAGGCAUGCAUCAUUUGUACCAUUUACAAUUCCACACUGUACUACCAUGGACACAACACUGAAUGAUUACUUUCUUCCAAAAAAUACUUCAAUAUUUGUAAAUAUGUACCAAGUAAACCAUGACCCGACAGUAUGGAAAGAUGCUGACCUAUUCAUCCCAGAAAGGUUCCUUGAUGAAGCUGGACAUAUUGAUAAAAGCCGAGUAGAGAAGGUGUUAAUAUUUGGUAUGGGAGUCAGAAAAUGUGUUGGAGAGGAGGUGGCCCGGAAUGAAAUGUUUAUUAUUCUCACGUCUUUACUGCAACAACUCCAACUAAUGAAAGAGCCUGAACAAAUGGUGGACUUAACAUCUAUUUUUGGAUUGACUAUGAAACCAAAGCCAUUCAACCUCAAGAUUGAAAUGAGAGCAUAA